UCAGUUCUCUCACUUUGGGUUUCACACUCAUCCGUUCAUCCGCAAGCGCAAUCCUUCCCUCCAUCGCUACCUUUUUUCUCCCGUAGCGGCACCAAAUCGAUUCUUCCUCUUCUGCUUCUGUUGGAGGGCGAGUCCGCGUGUACAAAAGAGAAAAUGGCAAUGUCGUUGGGAUGUUGUUGGUCGAGCUUUGUUGGGGCCAAGUCCUCUUCCACUCUCCGCCUCGCUGCUCUUCCUCCUCCUCCUCCCCCUGCUACCCUCUGCAUGGUGCGUCUUGUUACCUCCGCUGAUGCUUCAUCGAAGCCUGCUUCUUCCACGACGGGGAAUAGACAGCCUAGGGGCAUCACCAAGCCCAAGCCCAUUUCUCCUGCAAUGCAAGAGCUUCUCGGCGUCCCUGAGAUACCUCGCACCCAAGCUCUCAAGCAGAUUUGGGCUUACAUCAAGAAGCACAACCUCCAGGAUCCGGAGAACAAGAAGGUGAUAGUAUGUGAUGAGAAGCUGAAGAACAUAUUUGGAGGGAGGGAGCGUGUUGGGUUUCUUGAGAUCUCUGGAUUGAUCACUCCUCACUUCAUCAAGUGAGAUUUGAUUUGUCAAUCUGGAAAUGGAAAAAAGAAGGUGAAAGUCAUCUUCACUGGGAGAAGGGAGUCAGGAACAGGAAACUGGUUUUUGUACAUUUGAAGUAUGUGUUUAGUUGAUCAUAUGCUCAGAAACAUGUGCCUAGUAACACUAGGUCUUUAGGAAGUAGAAGAGUUGAGUGUCAAUGAGUUGUAAGUAUUGCUAAUCUCAAACUUGCAUACAAGGCUUGGUAAUAUGUUGAGGUUUAUUCUUCAUCCUUUUUAGGAACAAACAUGGAAUACAACAUGCUUUGUCAUUGUGAAUUAUCUGUUCAAAAUCUCAAGCUUUGGAGGAAUCAGGUAUCCAUACUUUUAUGUUUACUGGGAAGAGAUUAUAAUGUAUUUGUUGUGCUUAAUAUUAGUGCUUUUCACUG
Telopea speciosissima is the source of this 985-nucleotide messenger RNA. RefSeq lists its product as uncharacterized. The record is from RefSeq and is a predicted model, not a curated record. The transcript is spliced from 2 exons. Lineage: Eukaryota; Viridiplantae; Streptophyta; Magnoliopsida; Proteales; Proteaceae. Gene Ontology annotation, cellular component: nucleus. The coding region runs from base 154 to 576 and encodes 140 amino acids.